GGGAGAGGUCGCGGCGGCUUGGAGUCGGCGGCGGGGUGAGGGGAGACGGCAGCGCAGCCUCGAGUCGCAGGCCGACGCGUCCCCGCCAGCUCGGCCCCGUCCCGGGGGGACCCGCCGUCCAACGGGCCCGGGGCGAGAGGGCGCAGGGCCGUAACCGCCCGCGGCCGCGGGACCCAGCGACCCGGGGGGUCUGGGCUUGGACGUGUCGCCCAGCGGCGCUGGCCGCCCAGCAGGAGUCAGUCCCGGUGCUCUUCUGACGUCUCUGUAAUCGCUUACUUCGUGCUUGUAGCUAAACCCCGGAGGGGUUUUCAGGAGAAAACACUCAACGUUUUCAGUUAGUUCAAGCUCCAAUGUCCCGGAGACCAGAAAUAGCUGGAAUGCUAUCUUAAACCAAAAAUCUAUUUAAACAUUUAAUGCUGCUUAAAUGAAAGUUAUAUAAAACAUCCAAAACUCCACCUGAUAACUAUCCUAUUGAGACACUGGUCAAUAUGUCGCUCAAUCCAAGUCGACCUUCUUCAUCAGAGUUGGUGGAACUUCAUGUUUUUUAUGUCCCUGAAGGAUCGUGGAACUAUAAAUUAAAUACUAUUUCAAUAGAAGUUAUUAACAAGUUUAUUUCUGCUGGAUUUAUAAGAGUAUCUCCUCAACUUACUUUACAAGCUUUGAGGGAGCGCCUUGGUGAGUUUCUUGGUGUAGAUGCUGUUGCAGAAAAAUUUUUAUUUCUGAAAUGCAUUGGAAAUAAUUUAGCUGUGGUGAAGGAAAAGCAAGAAUCAGAACUGAAACUCAAAGCAUUUGCUCCUCCAUAUGCUCUUCAACCAGAAUUAUAUUUGCUUCCUGUAAUAGAUCACUUAGGAAAUGUUUAUUCAGCAUCGUCAACAGUUACUUUAGAUGAACGGCAAAAUAAUAAUGAUACUACAGAGAUUAAUGGAGUAAUCCACAGAUCAGAUAGUGUAACUUUACCAAAGGAUGACCCUGGAGAUCCAGCUGAGGAAAGCCAGACUACACAAAAUCACCAUGGGAAUUCCGAGUUGCCAGGAUCAUUGGAAGAGUCAAAUGAUUGUUUUGGGAACCUAAAAAGUCCAUUUCUUUGGAAAGAUGGUGAUGAUGAUACAACUAUCAAUAGACAGCAGGCCAAACAGGUGGGUGACAAGGAGUACACCCCCUUACCAGAUCUUAUUGACUUUCCUUCACUGCCUUCUCAGCGAGGUUCUUCAAGGUUAAUUGAUUCCUCUUUGUUAAAAAUUGAGAGAGAGAAGAUUAUUGAACAAAUGAAACAAGUGAAGGAAGAGAGAAAAUAUCUGGAAAAUAUUAGAGAAGAACUAAUUAAGAAAGUUGAAAAACUAUUUGAACAAAAUAAAUCGAAACGAUAUCAUGCCUGUGAUAGCUGGAAGAAAAAAUACUUUGACAGCAAGAAAGUCACAGCAUCAUUGGAGGAAGUUUUAACAAAACUUCGAGAAGAUUUGGAACUUUACUAUAAAAAACUCCUGAUGCAGCUAGAAGCCAGGGAAAUCAAGAUGAGACCAAGGAAUCUGGCAAACAUCUCAGAUUCUAAGAAUUAUCUUAUAAUCCAGAUCACUGAAGUACAACAUGCAAUUGACCAACUUAAGAGAAAAUUGGACACUGAUAAAAUGAAACUUAUAUUAGAAGUUAAGAUGAGAAAACAAGCAGUUUCAGAUUUACAAACACUGAAAGCGGAACUGACACAGAAGAAAAUGAGCUCAUCUUUCAAAUCUCCACUGUGGAGCAUUGGCUGCUGCAAUACAUUCUGACCAGAUCUGACUUUGCUCAUCGUAAGACAUCACGAAGAGAAAAUCACAGGCACCUGCAAUUCCGGUAUAAUUAUAGCACCUUUUGUCUAUGUUCUGUGGUGACCAAGCUACAUCAAAAGUUACCUGUGGAAAAAACCUACAUAUUAUUUUAUAUAACAUGAUAAAGUAUAUCAGAUUCUUAUCAUACAUUCUCUUGCCUCAUUCUACCUAAGGAUAAAGAACUGCUUACAAUGUCUGCAUAUGUAAUCUGACACAUGUAGAAGAGGUCUAAUAAGGCCUAAUAAAUAUAUUUUGUUACUACAUUGGACUGGCCUGCACAUGUAUCUGGGUACA
Messenger RNA from Onychomys torridus (southern grasshopper mouse), 2099 nucleotides. It is a transcript of the gene Spata1, whose product is annotated as spermatogenesis associated 1. The coding region runs from base 489 to 1766 and encodes 425 amino acids. Lineage: Eukaryota; Metazoa; Chordata; Mammalia; Rodentia; Cricetidae. The transcript has 14 exons. The record is from RefSeq and is a predicted model, not a curated record.